AUGAAAAAUAAUACAAAUCAAUUAUUAAUUUGGUUAAAAGAAUUUAAGAAUAUUUGGUUAUUAGAAAAUAUUCCAAAUGAUAUUCAUGUAGUUAAUUUAAUUAAAACUAAAAUUGUUGAACUUGAACAAUUAAUAAUCGAAAAUAAUGACAAUGAAGAAGAAUAUCAUCGUACAAAAUUACUUAAUGAUGAUAGUUUAAAUAAUAGUGAUAAUGAACAAAUACCUAUUGCUUCAACAUCAACACAUGAAACAUUCUUUGAAUGUUCAUUACCAAUAUCAUCAAAUAUACAUUUUCAAUCAGAUAAUGAAACUGAAGAAGAACAAUCAAAACGAAUUUUAUUAGAACAAAGUGAUAAUAGUCAAAAUCAAAAUGAUCAAUUAUCAUCAUCAGAUAAUGAUGAUGAUGUUUUCUUAUUAAGACCAAGUAUUUGUUUAAAACGUAUUUCACAAGCUGAUGUUGAACGUUAUAUGCCAAUAGCAUGGAAAAAUAUAAAGUCAAAAAGACUUUCUACUGCUAGUGAUUCAUCAAAUAGUAAUGAUAUUCCAAGAAAUUCAAAUAUUUUCGAAACAUUAACACCAUCUAAAACUAAUCAUAAUAAUUCUGAUAUUUCAUCCAAUGAUGAGAAGAAAGCUAAAGAAAAAUUACUAACAUCUGAUAAUGAUCAAGUUAGUACAUCAUCUAAAAUACAUAAAAAUAAUGAAAUAUCAACAACAACUUCAUCAUCUGAUGACGAUGAUGAUGAUUUUAAUAUUAAAACUCGUACACGAAAAUCUUUAUUAAAUAAAACUGAAAGAUCACCAAUUAAAUUACGUAAACAUGCAAAUCGUUCUCAUAAAAAACAUGAUAUUAUUAUAAAUUAUAAUCUACCAUCAACAAUAGAAAAUGAAUCAUCAUUAGAUGAACCAAUAUUAAAAGAUUCAUUAGCUAUUACUCAAGAAAUAACUCCAAUGGAUGAAGAUCAAAUAUUAAAAGAUGUUAUAGAAAAUAAUGAUAAUGAAUCAAUAUUUACAUCACUUGAUAUAACUCCAGAUAAACAAAUGGAAACAAAUCUUAAUGAUGAUAUAGAAGAUCCAUUGAACAAUGAAAUUGAUUCAUCAUCAACUCAAGAUUCUACUCAUGAUGGACCACCAAUUGAAGUUCCAUCAUAUGCUCAUUUGCUUACACGUUCAAAAUCAUCAUCAUCAUCAUCAUCAUCAGAUUCGAAUAAUGAAAAUGUAAAUAAUAAUGAUAAAAAAAAAUCAUCUGUUAAAGAUAAAAAACAAUUAAUUAAUGGCAAACGUUCGACACGAUCAUCAUCAAAUUCUGAUACAUCAACAGUUAAAAAGAAAUCAAAACUUACAAUUAAACAACGAGUUGUACUAUCAUCAUUUUCAUCGUCUAGUGAUAAUGAUGAUGAUGAUAAUGACAAUGAUAAUAAAUUGAAAUCAACAGUUCCUGAAGAUGCAUCUACUAUUUCACCAAAGCAUUCAUCAAGUCGAAUCCGAAUUCAACGUUCAUCAUCAUCAUCAUCAUCAUCAUCUGAAGAUUCAAAUAAUGAUAAUGAUAUUUCAACAAAACAUUCUAGAAAACAACGUAAAAGACGAAGUGUUUCAAAUGAACGUUCAAGUAUUUUAAAAGAAAUAAAACGUAAAACACGAGACAAGAAAAAUUCAACAUCAACUCGAACUACUGGUAGUAAUGAAAAUAGUCUUGAUAAUAAUAGUGAUAAUCAAACAAAAACAAAAAAAACUAAAUUACAACGUAGUGGUGAUGAAAAUAAUAGUACAACAGAUGAAGACGAAGAAGAAGAAGAUGAUGAUGAAGAAGAAGAAGAAGAAGGAGUUUCUCCAACUAAACGAAAACAUGGUCGAAAAAAUAUUCGAAAAAUAAUUGAUGAUAAAGAAUUAGAUAUACAAACAAAAGAUGCUAUUGAAGCUGAACGUGAACGUCGAAAACGUAUAGCUGAAAAACAAAAAGAAUAUAAUGAAACUUUACUUGAACAAUCAUCUUAUAUGUCAAAUAAUGGAAGUGAUGAAUUAAAUACUUCAAAUCAUCGUUUAAUACUUGAAUUAGAUAAAAAUACAAAUGAACCAUUAAUUGAAGUUUCAUCAAAAUUAGUUGAACAACUUAAACCACAUCAAUGUGAUGGUGUAAGAUUUUUAUGGAAUAAUGUUUUUGAAUCAAUUGAUGCUAUUAAAAAUAAAAAACGUAAUGGUAAUGGUUGUAUUUUAGCUCAUUGUAUGGGUUUAGGUAAAACAUUACAAGUUAUUAGUUUUAUUCAUACAGUUUUUAAUUAUGAUAACAUAACUAAAGUAAAAACAUGUCUUAUUCUUUGUCCAAUUAAUGCUGCUCUUAAUUGGUCAAAUGAAUUUGAUCAUUGGUUAACAGAUGUUGAACCACCUAUUGAUUGUUAUCAAUUAACAACAGUUAAACCAAAUUUACGUGUUAGUCAUUUAAAUUAUUGGUACGAAAAUGGUGGAGUUGUUAUUAUGGGUUAUGAAAUGUAUAGACGAUUAGCAAAUGGUUUUGGACUUAAAAAUAAAAAACUUAAAGCUGACGCAUAUAAAUGUCUUGUUGAUCCAGGACCAGAUAUUGCUGUUGCUGAUGAAGGACAUAUUUUAAAAAAUGCUCAAACAGCUCUUGCAAAAUGUUUAUCAAAAAUUAAAACAUCUCGUCGUAUUGUUUUAACUGGUACACCAUUACAAAAUAAUCUUAUUGAAUAUUAUUGUAUGGUAUCAUUUAUUAAACCAAAUUUACUUGGUAGUCAAUCUGAAUAUAUAAAUCGUUUUGUUAAUCCAAUUCAAAAUGGUCAACAUCGUGAUUCAAAUGAAGAAGAUGUUCGUUUAAUGAAACGACGUGCAUGUGUUUUACAUGAACUUUUAACUGGUUUUAUUGAUCGUAGAGAUUAUUCAUUAUUAAAAGAAUAUUUACCACCAAAAUUUGAAUAUAUUAUUAAUAUAAGAUUAAGUGAUUUACAAUCAAAAUUAUAUGAUAUAUAUUUAAAACAACAAGUUGAUCAAACACAACGUUCAUCUAUAUCUAAAAAAGAUUUUAAAUCAGCAAAAUUAUUUGCUGAUUAUCAAUAUUUACAAAAAAUAUGGACACAUCCAUUUUUACUUUAUCCACAUUUUAUUGAUCGUUGGAAAAAACGUUUAAAUAAAGAUGAUGAUAGUAUAAUUGAUGAUAAUGAAUUAGAAGCUAUGUUUAUUGAUGAUGAAGAAAAUGUUGAAGAAUCGAAAAAGAAAAAUAAGAAAUUAAAUGAAAAAGAAAAAGAGUCAACAUUAGAAAAUAACUAUAGUGGCUUUUUAAUUGAUAAUAUUCAAAAUGAAAUCGACGAAAAUAAACCAAUUAUAUUAAAAACAACAAAACGUAAAACUUCGAUUUCAUCGACAACAACAACACUUGAUUCUGAUUCACCAGAAGAUAAUAUAAAAAUUGAUGCUAUUAUUGAUUCAGAUUCAAAAUCAACAAAUAGUGAUCAUGAUAUUGAAAUAAUUAAAACUUAUCCUACACGUAGUCGUACAACAAUAAAUAAUGAACUAAAAAAAAGUUCGUCAUCAAUAAUUAUUGAUUCAAAUAUAUUUGAUACAGAAAAUAAUCAAAAUUCUACACAAGAAAUAAAUAAUAAUAAUAAUGAAGAACAAGAAGAAAAUUCCUAUAAACCAUGGUUAAAUGAAAUGCGUUCACAAUUUUGGUUUCCAUUCUUAGAUAUGUUACCUGAAGAAAGUAAAUUUGAUAUAGAAUUAAGUGGAAAAUUUUUAUUAUUAAAAUUUAUUAUUGAUAAAUGUGCUGAAAUAGGUGAUAAAAUUCUUUUAUUUUCACGUAGUUUAUAUGCAUUAAAUUAUAUUGAAAGUUUUCUAAAAUAUUUACAUAUUGAAAAUGAAAAAGAAUAUCAAAAACAAUGUGAAUCAAGACGACAAUUACGUGAAAUUCUUUCAUCAAAUAAUGAUAAUAUUACAAAUGAACAUAUACCUGAACCAGUACAAUGGAUACGUGAUCAAGAUUAUUUUCGAAUGGAUGGUCAAACAGAAAUUAUAUCAAGAAAACGUUAUGCUAAAACAUUUAAUGAUACAUCAAAUUUACGUGCUAGAUUAUUUCUUAUAUCAACAUUAGCUGGUGGUAUUGGAAUUAAUCUAACUGGUAGUAAUCGUGUUAUUGUUUUUGAUGCAAGUUGGAAUCCGAGUCAUGAUACUCAAGCAAUAUUUCGUUCAUAUCGUUUUGGUCAAAAGAAACCAGUUUAUGUCUAUCGACUUUUAGCUCAUGGUACAAUGGAAGAAAAGAUUUAUCAACGACAAGUUGUUAAACAAUCAAUAUCACAACGUGUGGUUGAUGAUCAUCAAUUAGAUCGUCAUUUUACUCAAAGUGAUAUAAAAGAAUUAUAUAAAUUUAAACCAGAACAAUUACCAGAAGCUCGAUCAACAUCAACACUUUUAACAGAAUCAGAUACAAAUUUUAAUUAUCCAAUACCAAAAGAUCAUCUUUUACUUGAUCUUUUAUAUGAACAUAGUCGUUGGAUACAUUCAUAUCAUUCUCAUGAUUCAUUAUUAGAAAAUAAACUUGAUGAAUGUCUAAGUGCUGAAGAACGACGUCGAGCUCUUGAAGAAUAUGAAAGUUUAAAACGUUUACCUGAUCAACGUCAAAUAGCUCUGCAACGUUUUCAACAACAACAACAAUUAAAUGCUCUUAUUGCUCAACAACAACAAUUAGCAUCGACACAAGGCCGAAGACUUCUUCAACAAAAUCAAAAUUUUCAACAAUUAUAUUCCGAUAUCUAUCAACCACUACAAAAUGUUAAUGAAUAUAAUUUAGAUAUUGCACGAGUACUUCAAAGUAUUUAUGAUAUGCAAAAUGGUAGAGAUAUGACAAAUAAUAUAACAAAACCAACAAAUAGACGUAUACAACAACAAUCAAUGAUGAAUCAAAAUACUACAGCUGGUUUAGUUCCUAUUCAACCUCGACCGACGACUAUUAGUACAACAAAUGUCGAUUCGAAUGGUGUGAUUUUUCUAGAAAGUGAUGAUGAAACAGGAAAUGAUAGAACAAAUACAGUAGCGAAAUGA
This is a messenger RNA of Rotaria sordida, 5040 nucleotides long. The record is from the annotation of a GenBank genome assembly. Lineage: Eukaryota; Metazoa; Rotifera; Eurotatoria; Philodinida; Philodinidae.